GUGGCGAUCUUCCUAAACCCGAUAUCGUACCGACGAGAGCGGCAACUGCCUCUAAAACGUGUCAAAUCUCAAUCAAACCACACACGAAUCGACCAUUAACUUUCGUGAUGCCAAAAUAGGGGCCGUUACCGAACUAUUUUUCGACGUUUAACGCGAAGUACGAGAAAAAAUAUACCCAAUUUGAGACGGGGAAGUCCCCGCGAGGAAAUCCCCUCUUCAUAAGAUAAUUUCGAAAUUGAGUGAGGCUCUCGCAGGCUGAAGCUUUUCGCCUUUGGUCUACAGCAGACGCAUGUAGUGAGCCCAUGACACUCAAACCCGUGCAAUCUAUGGGAAAAUUGAACUUUACGUUUUUGUUUUAACGCGCCGGCGGAUUGUUCAGAAUGGAUGAGAUCAAGAGGGAGAACGACGCGCUGAGGGCGAAGCUGCGCGGCUGCUCUACGCUCAAUACAUGUUACCACGAAACACAACAAGAAAUUGUUCGUUUAAACCAAUUGGUGACCUCCAAAGACGGAAUUAUUGCCGAUUUGAGGGCAAGACUGGGGAAGUACGAGAAAACGGUGGUCAUGGAGGGAGAGGAGCCCUGUAUUUUAGGGCCGUCGAAAUCUCUCAUCGAGAGCUUGUGUAAGGAAAUUUGCAAAUUAAAGCAAAAGCUGAAGGAAUCAGAGGCGGACGCCACCCAGAGAUUGCAAACCAAUAAAACAGAGAUCCAAAGGUUGCAAGAAAAGCUGAAGGAGAAGGAUCAAGAGCUGGAGACCAUCAGGGAAAGGCCCGACCAGGAAAAAGAAAGAGAAAUUCAUCGACUGCGCUCCACAUUGGCCGAGAACGAUCGGACACAUGCCACCAGGGUCGUCCUCUGCAACUCUCUUGCUGAAGAAACCGAGCAGUUGAGGGCGCAGCUGGGGGCCACCGUGCAGGUGUGCCAGGAGCUUUUGGGACGGCUGGAGAAAGAGAGAAGCAAGACGGCCACGACGGACCAGAGAACUGAAGCAAACGAGACAAAAGAUUCCCCUGAGCUUCCCCGUCUAAAUGUCAUCAGCAAGUUAGAAGAGGAAAACGACCAGCUUAAAAAGAGAGUUGCAUAUGUGGAAAGUUUAAACUCAAAGUGGCAGAAGUACGACUCCAGUAGAGAAGAGUAUGUGAGGGGUUUGUGUCAGAAGUUGAAAGAGUCAAACGGCCUGGCAUCCGCAGAUCCGACCCUGACCCAAACUCCGGCUGCAGGCAACGUGGCUUUGUUCCAGCAGGAGAUCACACGACUCAACGGCCUCCUGCAGGACAAGAUGAUGGAGUGCGAGAGGCUCGGCAGAGAGAGGGAUGGCGGCAAAAGAGACCAGGAGCGCAUUCAGAUGCUCGAGCAACAGGUUUUGGCCUAUAUUGAGGACUUCAAAUCAGAGAGGGCAGACCGAGAAAGGGCACAGGGUAAAAUCCUGGACCUUCAAGAUGAAGUCGGGCGACUUCAACUGCAAAUACGCACACAGAGCGUCCAAGAUGCCUCAUCCUCACGGCGACUUCACAUGGGUCUAAAAAAAAUUCCCCACCGACAGACGGACACUGCGGAACCACGAAGGAACAGUCCCCCAGAAUCAAGCUCAAAGAGGACUAUCAGUAACACGGCGCCGCAGGGAGCCGCUGCACUGCAGUGCCCUCGCUGUCUCACCACGUAUGACGACGAGCACGCGACCGAAUACCUAAACCACUGGGACGAGUGUGCCAAGCUGUGAGUCUCUCACCUCACUGACUUUUCACAGGGCACAGAAAGCACUGAGGACAGAAUCACUACAGGCUGGCAGACUAUGGGAUGUUUGACAGGGUGUUGAUGAAGGCGGCGGCACGUUUAAACAGGAUGGAGUCAAAGGAAGAGCUCGUUUCGUUUUUUUAUUUUUAGGCUUUGCUUUUCGAUUGUGGGCUUGGUUGAUGUUUAGAAGGUCGCUCGUGGCGUAGGACUCAAGACAUGACUUUGGGUUGGUCAUUUACAGUUUAAAGGCUUACUCACUGAACGCAGAUGCUUUGGUUACGAAAAGUUAUUUAAUUUCAAACAUUUGUGGUUUAUAAGUCACUGGGUUCGUCACUUGUUUGGUUUCAUGGUUUUCAGCUUGGCACAUUUUGUCUAAGCGUUUUAAUCAAAUUUGACUUAUUACUGUAUUGCAGAUCCGUGUAUAAUUCAGAUGGAUGGUAAAACUGGUAUCAUAUACCUCACCGAUAUGUAUUCUCUUCAUCAGCUGGUUUGCACUUUUUGCUUUUAAUUAUUGCUAAAUACAGAUGAUAAAAGUACAUUUUCCUAUUUAAUACAUAAGCUUCUUUAUUAUUAGACUGUUGAAUAAUUCAUACGCUUGUUAUGGUGCUAUUUGUAAAGAUUGUUGUUAUAUUUUUAUAUUUCCUUUUUCGUCUUUUUGUAAGAAUAUGUUAUUUGCCUUGGGAUUACAUUUUAAAUCAGAAAUUUUAAUUUGUAUCAAUGUACAGAGCAGCACAGCGCACACUAUUAAUAAUCUUUUAUAUAUAUAUAUAUAUAUAUAUAUAUAUAUAUAUAUAUAUAUAUAUAUAUAUAUAUAUAUAUAUAUAUAUAUAUAUAUAUACACACACACACACACACACACACACACAAUUGUAAAUGUUAAAAUGCUCUGUCAUACAAGAUGUCAUUACAUUCUCAAGAGUUUAAGGCACCUUUUGACUGUGAGGUACUUGCCAUUCUGAUCCCCCUCUGCAGUUGAAAACAUUCUAGUUUUAAGUAAGAGAGGAAGUUCCCUACAUCCUGGUAAAUUGAGACGUGAAAUUUUCACAUCUUAGAUGCUGCCUAUGACAAGAUGGCCUCCUAUUGCUGCACAUUUAAACACUUGAUCAGGAUUUUAAGGCACUAACAGCAAAAAAAUUAAUUGACAAUAAAAAGUAUAUAUAUAUAUAUAUAUAUAUAUAUAUAUAUAUAUAUAUAUAUAUAUAUAUAUAUAUAUAUAUAUAUAUAUAUAUAUAUAUCACAGAGAUGCCAAACUAAGACAUGAGCAAUGUGGUAACUACAGGAAGAUUUAUUUUUAUAAUAAAAAUAUACGCUUAAGGACUCUUUUUGAAGCCGUGUAAUCUUGUUCGUGUCUGUGAGUGUUUGUACAGUCAAAAUGUAAUUUUUAGUAAGAUAUGGGAAACCAGACACGAGAGAGUUGUGAUAACGCUGGCAAGAUCAUGAGGCAUAGUGUGUCAUAAAGCAUUAAACUCAAGUCCCAUGGGA
Molecule: messenger RNA, 3214 nt
Organism: Puntigrus tetrazona (Sumatra barb)
Lineage: Eukaryota; Metazoa; Chordata; Actinopteri; Cypriniformes; Cyprinidae
Gene: tnip2
Product: TNFAIP3 interacting protein 2
Exons: 6
Coding region: 381-1718 (445 amino acids)
Biological process (GO): cellular response to lipopolysaccharide; regulation of transcription by RNA polymerase II
Molecular function (GO): K63-linked polyubiquitin modification-dependent protein binding
Source: RefSeq, a predicted model, not a curated record